AAAUUUUUUAUUCGUUAAAAUUGAAUUUUGAUUAGAAUUUGCACGUCAGAGUUUAGUUUAAUAUUUUUUAAAUAAUGAGAGGAUUAAUAGCAGAAAGUGCUAAAAUUUUAAAAAUUUUUGAAAAAAGUCGUGUCGAAAGUUUUGUGUCGUGGCCGUAUGAGGAAAGUACUACAUGCGACACGCGUAAAAUGGCUGAAGCUGGUUUUUAUUGGACUGGUAAUGGAAAAGGUGAUGAUACAACUACUUGCUUUGCUUGUGGAAAAAUGCUGGAUGGAUGGGAAGCUACCGAUGAUCCGUGGUUAGAACAUAAAAAACAUGCGCCACAAUGUUGUUUUGUAAAAUUGGGAAAACCAGAGAGAAUGUUAACCAAGGAAGAAUUUCUCGAUCUGUCUUUUAAUGUGCUAUUGUUUUCAAUUCAAAGGCGAAAGGACCAUUAUCAAAGAAAAUUGAAGAUCGAAGUUAAUAAAGAGCGCGAUAAAUUUGUUUCAGCGAAUUAAACAAUAAAUUUGUGUAUAAACAAUUUUAAGGAAAUUAAAAUCUUAG
This is a messenger RNA of Condylostylus longicornis, 543 nucleotides long. It is a transcript of the gene Det, whose product is annotated as baculoviral IAP repeat-containing protein 5.2-A. NCBI's taxonomy places the organism in Eukaryota, Metazoa, Arthropoda, Insecta, Diptera, Dolichopodidae. The record is from RefSeq and is a predicted model, not a curated record. The transcript has 2 exons. The coding region runs from base 75 to 497 and encodes 140 amino acids.